This is a messenger RNA of Echinops telfairi (small Madagascar hedgehog), 2712 nucleotides long. RefSeq names its product ring finger protein 220 (gene RNF220). Bases 86 to 1870 code for a protein of 594 amino acids. The transcript has 14 exons. NCBI's taxonomy places the organism in Eukaryota, Metazoa, Chordata, Mammalia, Afrosoricida, Tenrecidae. Gene Ontology annotation, biological process: protein ubiquitination. The record is from RefSeq and is a predicted model, not a curated record. Gene Ontology annotation, molecular function: ubiquitin protein ligase activity; metal ion binding.
AAUAUUCCCUGCCCUGCUCCGAGGUGCUGCUCCCUCCCAGGGAAGACUGUUUGUUGUGUGACGCCGGCCCUAGAAAGAGACUCCGAUGGACUUACACCGGGCAGCCUUCAAGAUGGAAAAUUCAUCCUACCUUCCUAACCCUCUGGCAUCCCCAGCGCUGAUGGUGCUGGCAUCCACGGCUGAAGCCAGCCGGGAUGCUUCCAUCCCCUGCCAGCAGCCACGACCCUUUGGUGUACCUGUCUCAGUAGACAAGGACGUGCACAUCCCUUUUACCAACGGCUCCUACACCUUUGCCUCUAUGUACCACAGGCAAGGCGGGGUGCCAGGCACUUUUGCCAACCGUGAUUUCCCCCCUUCUUUGCUACACCUCCACCCUCAGUUUGCUCCUCCAAACCUAGAUUGCACCCCAAUUAGUAUGCUGAAUCACAGUGGCGUUGGGGCUUUCCGUCCCUUCGCCUCCACUGAGGACCGGGAGAGCUACCAGUCUGCCUUCACACCAGCCAAACGACUGAAGAACUGCCAUGACACAGAGUCACCCCACUUGCGCUACUCAGAUGCAGAUGGCAAGGAAUAUGACUUUGGGACCCAGCUGCCAUCUAGCUCCCCCGGUUCACUUAAGGUCGAUGACACUGGCAAGAAGAUUUUUGCUGUCUCUGGACUCAUUUCUGACCGGGAAGCUUCCUCCAGCCCCGAGGACCGGAAUGACAGAUGUAAGAAGAAGGCAGCUGCGUUGUUUGACAGCCAGGCCCCCGUCUGCCCCAUCUGCCAGGUCCUGCUGAGGCCCAGCGAGUUGCAGGAGCAUAUGGAGCAGGAACUGGAACAACUGGCCCAACUGCCCGCCAGCAAGAAUUCCCUUCUGAAGGAUGCCAUGGCUCCAGGAACCCCCAAGUCCCUUCUGUUGUCCACUUCAAUCAAGAGGGAAGGAGAGUCUCCCACUGCGUCACCACACUCAUCUGCCACCGACGACCUGCACCACUCAGACAGAUACCAGACCUUCCUGCGAGUGCGAGCCAACCGGCAGACCAGGCUGAAUGCUCGGAUUGGGAAAAUGAAACGGAGGAAGCAAGAUGAAGGGCAGGUAUGUCCCCUGUGCAACCGCCCCCUGGCAGGAUCGGAGCAGGAGAUGAGUAGGCAUGUGGAGCAUUGCCUUUCUAAGAGGGAAGGCUCCUGCCUGGCUGAGGACGACGCUGUGGACAUGGAGCACGAGAACAGCACCCGCUUUGAGGAGUACGAGUGGUGUGGGCAGAAGCGGAUACGGGCCACCACUCUUUUGGAAGGUGGCUUCCGAGGCUCCGGCUUUGUCAUGUGCAGCGGCAAAGAGAACCCAGACAGUGACGCGGACUUGGAUGUGGAUGGGGAUGACACACUGGAAUACGGGAAGCCACAAUACACGGAGGCUGACGUCAUCCCCUGCACUGGCGAGGAGCCUGGAGAAGCCAAGGAGAGGGAGGCCCUCCGGGGCGCAGUCCUAAAUGGCGGCCCUCCCAGCACCCGAAUCACCCCCGAGUUCUCUAAGUGGGCCAGUGAUGAGAUGCCAUCUACCAGCAACGGGGAGAGCAGCAAGCAAGAGGCCAUGGCCAUGCAGAAGACCUGUAAGAACAGUGACAUCGAGAAAAUCACCGAGGAGUCUGCUGUGACGACGUUUGAAGCCCUGAAGGCUCGGGUCAGGGAGCUCGAACGGCAGCUGUCUCGUGGGGACCGUUACAAAUGCCUCAUCUGCAUGGACUCCUACUCGAUGCCCCUAACGUCCAUCCAGUGUUGGCAUGUGCACUGUGAGGAGUGCUGGCUUCGGACUCUGGGUGCCAAGAAGCUCUGCCCGCAGUGCAAUACGAUCACAGCGCCAGGGGACCUGCGGAGGAUCUACUUGUGAGCGCACCCCCCAGCCUCGCCUCCUGCAGCCCCACCUGCCCCAGCCUCUGUGACAGUGAGCCUCUCCCCGUGUACAUACUUGCACACAGGUUCCCCUUGUACAUACAUGCACAUACACACACACAUACACACAGGACUCUGGAGCCAGAGUGGAGGCUGUGGCCUGGCCCUGCCGGCUGUUCUAGACUACCCCGGGUGAAGCAAGGGGUGGUGGAGGAUAGGGGAGUAAGGCUCCUGAGAUCCAGCCCCCAGACUGACCAGAUGGACAGACAUGCAAACACCAGACUGAAGCACAUGUAAUAUAGACCGUGUAUGUUUACAAUGUUGUGUAUAAAUGGGACAACCCCCUCCCCCCACCCCUUGGUUGUAUGAUUUUUUUUUUUUUUUAAGAAUAUCUGAAGCAGUGCCUCCCUCAGGGCUGGCUGGGGGCUCGGCCCACCCACCUCUUGGGGUGCCUGCCUCCCCCAUCCCCUCCAUGGUGCCCUCCCUCUCCCAUGUGCUCGAUGUUCAGUGGUGUAUAUUUCUCCUCCCGGACAUGGGGCACACGCCCCCAGGGACAUGGUCCUCUCCUUAGUCUUAGCUCAUGGGGCUCUGUUUCAGAGCUGGGGGCAGGGAAUGGGCACCGAGCUGAAGCCAGGGCUGGCAGUACAGCUGGAUGCGGUGUGCCUGGCUGCCCAGCCUCCUGCCAAGAACUGCCACUGGGGUCAGAGCUCUGCUCCCAGGAAGUGUCUCCUCUCGGGGCCCCAUGGUGUGAUGCUGUGUCUGUAUAUUCUAUACAAAGGUACUUGUCCUCUCCCUUUGUAAACUACGUUUGACAUGGAUUAAACAAAUAUAAACAACUGA